AUGUCCAACGAGCCCGCUAGCACCGACCCCGCCGCCGCCCCGACCAAGGUCGAGCACGCGACUUCCAACCCCACCUCGUCGAGCGCGAGCGGCACGGCGAGCUCGAGCGACGCGGCGGCGGACGACGACAGCGACAAGCCCGUCGCCUCCUACCCGCUCGUCAACGCGCAGGGCCGCAGCCUAUUCGGCUUGUACUCGUCGUUGGGCGUAUUCCUCGCUUCCUACACGACCCAGGAGCACAUAGCGCGCAUGCGCGCCAUGCGCGACGAGGCGGCAAAGAAGGGCUUUGAGCAGAAGCUCAAGCAGGACAAGGAGGCGCAGGCCGAGGCGGCGAGGGAGUGA
Molecule: messenger RNA, 342 nt
Organism: Rhodotorula graminis WP1
Lineage: Eukaryota; Fungi; Basidiomycota; Microbotryomycetes; Sporidiobolales; Sporidiobolaceae
Exons: 4
Coding region: 1-342 (113 amino acids)
Source: RefSeq, a predicted model, not a curated record